GUGAUAGACCCUCCCUGACUUCAGCGGAAGGAUAUGUGUUUUUGUUUCUUCACUCGGCGGUGACUUCAGUGUCUGGGGAGUGUAGAGAGGUGGAAGACUUUUUCAACGCCGAGUGAAACUAGAAGGAGUUAAGUUUGUGUGUAUUUUAAACAGUUUAAAACGUCGCGGCUUGUGUAACUUUGGCACCGCGAUUACAUUUUAUCCCGUAAAAGUUUGCGCGAACCACCUCCAGUGAGACAUUUUCUUCUGAGAAGUAACCGUCCGGGGAGACAGCUCGACUUCGGGCUGGCGACCUUAUGUGGAUUUUACAGAAAAAAUGGAGCAGAUACCCGGUUUCCCCUGGGGCAAAUCACUAGUCUUCGUCUUCUGCUUCAUCCAUUUCUCUCUGGCUCUGCAAUGUAUGGAUGAUAAGGCUCCAUGUGUUAACAACGCUACAUGUCUGAUCUUAAGCAACGGGACUGAAUACUGCAGCUGUUCGCCAGGUUUCCUGGGUGAGUACUGCCAACACAAGGACCCAUGUCAACCUGGCUACUGCCUGAAUGGAGGGAACUGCUCUGUGUCCAUCUCCGCUGGUGUCCCUGUACCAGGCAGUGCCACAUGCAGCUGUCCACUAGGUUACACGGGGCAACAUUGCCAAACUCCCCAGAACUCCACGUGUUACCCAAACAACCCCUGUGCCAAUCGUGGUGUCUGCACCCUGCUCUCUCUUGACAAGUACAAGUGUGAGUGCACCAGAGGAUGGACAGGAACACACUGUGAGCAUGAGGACAGCUGUCUGUCUAGUCCCUGUGCCAACGGGGGAAAGUGCAGCUCUCUGUCUGGUGGUAGCUACAAAUGCUCUUGUCGUCCAGGCUACAAAGGUCCUCGCUGUCUCAAUGACACAAAUGAAUGUGAAGAUACCCCGUCUCUAUGCCAGAACGAGGGCACGUGUAUCAACAAACCCGGCUCCUACAAGUGUAUCUGUGCCCCAGGGUUUACAGGUCAACACUGUGAAAGCUCUUAUAUCCCUUGCUCCCCUUCACCAUGCCUGAAUGGAGGCACCUGCCACCAGAGCUCUGAAAUCAGCUACUCAUGCCACUGCCUUCCAGGUUUCAAUGGAACUAACUGUGAGAACAACAUCGAUGACUGUCCAAAUCAUCAGUGUGCAAAUGGUGGAACCUGCAUGGAUGGAGUCAAUACCUACAACUGUCAGUGCCCUCCUGAGUGGACUGGUCAGCACUGUACAGAAGAUGUGGACGAGUGCCGGCUUCAGCCGAAUACUUGCCAGAACGGAGGUACCUGCAGCAACCUGUUGGGCAGCUACGUUUGUGUGUGUGUCAAUGGUUGGAGUGGAGUGGACUGCUCUGAAAACAUCGAUGAUUGUGCAUCUGCUGCAUGCAGCCCAGGCUCCACAUGCAUCGACCGUGUUGCAUCUUUUGUCUGUCUCUGCCCCGUCGGAAAGACAGGUUUGCUCUGCCAUAGAGAUGACGCCUGUGUCAGUAAACCUUGUAGAGAGGGAUCUCAGUGUGACACCAACCCCAUUAGUGGCAUGUUCAACUGUAACUGCCCACCUGGAUAUGUAGGCCCCACCUGCAAAGAAGACAGAAAUGAAUGCAUCAUUGGAGCCAACCCUUGCGAACAUGGUGGGAAUUGUGAGAACACUCUGGGCUCCUUCAUCUGCAACUGUGUUAGAGGCUACUCUGGACCUCGCUGUGAACAAGAUGUGAAUGAAUGUGCUUCAAACCCCUGCCAGAAUGAUGGCACUUGCCUGGAUCGUAUUGGGGACUACACUUGCAUUUGCAUGCCUGGAUUUGAGGGGACUCACUGUGAGAUCGAGGUGAAUGAGUGUAUCAGCUCCCCCUGUCUGAACCAGGGUAAAUGUCAGGACCAGGUCAGCCGAUUUGUCUGCGAGUGCCCUGCAGGCUUCAGCGGUGAAAUGUGCCAAAUAGACAUAGACGAGUGUUCCAGCACACCUUGUUUAAAUGGGGCCAAGUGUAUCGACAGACCAAAUGGAUAUGAUUGUGAAUGUGCUGAAGGCUUCACUGGUCUAAUUUGUGAGGAGAACAUCAAUGACUGCGAUCCACCGCCAUGUCACUAUGGUGUGUGUAGGGAUGGCAUCGCCACCUUCUCCUGCGAGUGCAAUCCUGGAUACACAGGCUCCAUCUGUAAUAUCCAGGUCCAGGAGUGCCACAGCAACCCUUGCCAGAACCGAGGACGCUGUGUUGACCUUGUUAAUGCCUACCAGUGUAACUGCCAACAGGGAACCACAGGUGUGAACUGUGAGAUCAAUGAGGAUGACUGUGCUAGCAACCCUUGUGAGCAUGGAGAAUGUCAAGAUGGCAUCAAUGAGUACAAAUGUGUGUGCUCACCUGGAUACACAGGACUAAAAUGUGAAGUGGAGAUAAACGAGUGUAACUCAAACCCAUGUAUGAGUGGGGGAACCUGUGUGGACAAGGUCAAUGGGUUUCACUGCCUGUGCCCGCCCAACACCCACGGCUUUCUGUGCAUCUCUGGGACUGACCACUGCGCUCUUAAGCCUUGUGUGCACGGAGAAUGUAUUGAACAGCAAAAUGGGUAUCGUUGUGAGUGUGAGGCUGGCUGGGAAGGAUACCACUGUGAACAGGAAAAGGAUGAGUGUCAGCCAAGUCCAUGCCAAAAUGGUGGCACCUGUGUAGACCGACAUAAUGACUACAUGUGCCAGUGCCAGCCUGGAUUCAGAGGUGUGAAUUGUGAGAAGAACAUAGAUGAAUGUGCAUCUGGACCCUGUAAAAAUCACGGCAUUUGUAUAGAUGGAGUCAACAGCUACACUUGCCAGUGUAGCCCACCAUUCACAGGUAAACACUGUGAGAUGGAGCAAGUUCCCUGCGCCUCGCAUCCAUGUGAAAGGGGAGGAGUAUGCCAUCCAACUGCAGAUUACACCUCAUAUACCUGUCGAUGUCCCGCUGGUUGGCAAGGUACACGGUGCAACGACGAUCUAAACGAGUGUAUAAAGAAUCCUUGCAGAAAUGGUGGCCUUUGCAUGAACACCGCUGGGAGCUACAUGUGUAAAUGCCAACCUGGAUACAGCGGUCACAACUGUCAGACCGACAUUGACGACUGCUCACCAAACCCAUGCUUGAAUGGAGGCUCUUGUGUGGACGAUGUUGGGAAAUUCUCCUGUGUCUGCCGCCCGGGUUUUGAAGGGGUGCGCUGUGAGACAGAGGUAGAUGAGUGCGCCAGCCAGCCCUGCAUGAACGGUGCCAUCUGCCGGGACUACGUCAACAGCUUUGUGUGCAUGUGCCGGGCGGGUUUUAAUGGAUUCCAGUGUGAACAUAACAUCCCUGAAUGCACUGAGAGUUCGUGUCUGAAUAAUGGGACUUGCAUCGAUGACAUCAACACCUUUUCCUGCCGCUGUCGCCCCGGCUUUUACGGGACAUUCUGUGAGUUUGAGCAUAACGAAUGUGACUCUCAGCCCUGUAAGAACGGAGGCACCUGCACUGAUGGCCUGGGAACCUACCGCUGCACCUGCCCCGUGGGAUACAAUGGGAAUAACUGCCAGAACUACGUGAACUUGUGCAGUCAGGUGGACUGUCACCAUGGUUCCUGCUCUCAGACAGGAACUUCCUGGACGUGCCGCUGUCAAGCUGGGUGGAUGGGACUUUACUGUGACGUCCCCAAUACUUCCUGCCAGGACUAUGCUGCCAGGAAAGGUCUGCAAGUGGAGAAUGUGUGUAAGAAUGCGGGGCGUUGUGUAAAUGUUGGAAAUUCCCAUCAGUGUCAGUGCCAGCCCGGAUACACAGGCUUCCACUGUGAAGAGAUGGUCGAUGAGUGCCAAUCAAACCCUUGUCGCAAUGGAGCUACUUGCAAGGAUUAUCAGGGAACAUAUGAGUGUAUUUGUAAACCAGGCUACCAGGGGGUCAACUGUGAGUAUGAUGUUGAUGAAUGCCACUCGAAGCCAUGCCUCAAUGGAGGAACAUGCAUCAACCUCAUCAACCGCUUUAGCUGUGUCUGCCCUCAUGGAACAAGCGGACUCCAGUGUGAAAACAAUGUGGAUGACUGUGCCCCCAACCCUGGCUCCUCGGAACCUCGCUGUCUGAAUGGAGGACAGUGUGUGGACGGUGUGGGCCAUUACACAUGCUCCUGUCGUCCGGGGUUCGUGGGAGAACAUUGUGAGGGGGAUCUCAACGAAUGCCGGUCUGGGCCCUGCCAUGCUCCUGGCAGCCUCGACUGCGUACAGCUGGUCAAUGAUUACCAGUGCCGUUGUCGCCUUGGAUACACAGGUCGUCAUUGUGAAUCCAUGGUGGACUUGUGUCUGUCCAAGCCGUGCCAUAAUGGUGGUGUCUGCUCAAUGAACAUGAGCUCAGCACAUGGCUACACAUGCUCCUGUCCUCCAAACUAUACCGGCUUCAGCUGUGUUGACAUAGAGGGGUAUCACUGUGGUAAACUACGAUGCCAGAAUGGUGGUAGCUGUGUGGAGACACCGGAUGGCCGUCUGUACUGCCAGUGCCAGCGAGGGUUCACUGGGCCACACUGUGAGAAGGAAAUGAGGUGUCCCUUUGCCUGCAGAAAUGGAGGAACCUGUAUUAAAGACCCAGCCAACCCUUACCAAUACCGCUGCGAGUGUCACUUAAACUUUUCUGGACCAUUCUGUGAGAACAAACUGCACAAUCCACAAACCCCAACCUGUCCCUAUCUGGAGUGUGAGAAGCACUCAGGAGAUGAAGUGUGUGACCAGCAAUGUAACAACCACGAAUGUCAGUGGGAUCGAGGAGACUGCUCGCUCAACUGGACGCAGCCUUGGGUUAACUGCACCGCCAGUGUUCCCUGCUGGGAUCGCUUUAAGAAUGGACGCUGUGAUAAGGAGUGUGACAACUCUGCUUGCCUCUUUGACAGCUUUGAAUGCCAGGAAGCACCAGCAGCCUCCUGCAAGUAUGACAGAUACUGUGCAGACCAUUAUGGUAACAACAUCUGUGACAAGAGUUGUUACAAUGAGGCUUGUGGCUGGGACGGCCUGGACUGUUCGUCUGACAUUCCAGCCAAUUUGGCAAAUGGCACACUGGUUAUCGUGGUCCGGCUUCAGCCCGAGGAACUCCUUGGAGACUUAAGGGGUUUCUUGCGAUCCCUAGGAGUCCUGCUGCACACCAACCUGCGGGUGAAGAUGGAUCAAAAUGGCAAACCAAUGGUGUACCCUUACCAUAGUGUAGAAAAGGAGCUGGGUCAUCGUGUGCAAAACGGCAAACACAAGCGGGAGAUUGGAGAGAUUAUUGGCUCCAUGGUCCACCUUGAAAUCGAUAACCGAGAAUGUUCCCAGAGCUCCGUAUACUGUUUUUCCAACACAAACGAGGCCGCGUCCUUCCUUGCAGCAGCACACAUCAAGGCUGAACUGCCUUACCCUCUAGUAUCUGUUGACAGUCAGCUGACAGUUGGACCUGACAACCAAUAUCUAAUGUACCUGGUUGGAGUAGCAGUGGUUAUCAUUCUGCUUAUCCUGGUGCUGGGGAUGCUGGCAGCCAAGAGGAAGCAUAAACAUGGUGUCUUAUGGCUGCCUGAUGGCUUCAUGGCCAAUAAAAAUGACAAGAGGAGAGAGCCCGUUGGACAGGAUGACUUUGAUAUGACGAAUUUCAAGUCACAGGAUGGAACCAUGAUGGAUGGAAGUCAGAGUCAUAGAUGGCUGGAAGAUGUCCCAUCCAAGAAACCAAGAACUGAAGAUAAACCCUUGUUGCCAAUCUCUAUCGACGGAGGUGUUGACCGAAGAGAGUGGACCCUGCAGCAUCGCAAAGCUGCUGACGUCACCCUUACUCCUCCACAGGCUGACCUGGAUGCCGACUGUUUGGAUGUUAAUGUGAAGGGACCUGAUGGCUUUACCCCUCUGAUGCUGGCAUCACUGCGUAAUGGUGGAGGCCCAGACUGCAGUCUCCAUGGAGAAGAGGAGGAAGAGAGUGGAGGAGAUGAACCAGGGCCAAGUGUCAUUUCAGACCUGAUUGCUCAGGGAGCUUCUUUGAUGGCUCAGACUGAUCGGACUGGAGAGACGGCUCUGCAUCUGGCUGCUCGCUACGCCAGGGCGGACGCUGCUAAGAGACUGCUGGAUGCUGGAGCGGAUCCCAACGCGCAUGACAACAUGGGUAGAACUCCGCUGCAUGCUGCUGUGGCAGCCGAUGCCCAGGGAGUUUUUCAGAUUCUGAUUCGUAAUCGUGCAACGGAACUGGAUGCCAGAAUGAAUGAUGGUACUACGCCCUUGAUCCUGGCAGCCAGGCUAGCUGUGGAGGGCAUGGUGGAAGAGCUGAUCCACUGCCACGCUGAUAUCAAUGCUGUAGACGACCACGGCAAAUCUGCUCUGCACUGGGCCGCCGCAGUUAACAAUGUGGAGGCCACACUUGUGCUUUUGAAGAAUGGAGCCAAUCGUGACAUGCAAGACAAUAAGGAGGAGACUCCCUUGUUUCUUGCAGCCCGAGAAGGAAGCUUCGAGGCUGCCCAGGUUCUCCUGGACCAUUACUCCAAUCGCGAUAUCACUGAUCACCUGGACCGACUUCCUCGCGAUACUGCUCAAGAACGCAUGCAUCAUGACAUAGUCCGUCUACUGGACCAGUACAAUUUGGUCCACAGUCCACACAACGGGCCCAACCACAUGGGUGGGGGAACCUCCUCUGUUAUGUGUGGGGCAAAUGGAGGAUACAUCGGUAUGCGGCCAGGACCACAGGGCAAGAAGAGCAGGAGGGGUGGAAGUGGAGCGAAGGUGGGAGGUGUUGGUGCGGGGCCUAAGGACCUGAAAGACAUGAAGACAAAGAGAAGAAAGAAGCCUGCUGGUGGGGAGGGGCCGGGAGUGGGAGGAAGAAGUGCCGGAGGUACAGGAGGAGGAAACACGAAUGGUGUCAAGGCAGCAGGAGGACUCCCAGAGAGCUCUGUCACCAUGUCACCCGUUGAUUCCCUGGAAUCACCUCACUCCUACACAGGUGAUGUUUCUGGCGCCGUCUCCACCACGGCAAAUUCCCCUCCCCUCCUGAGCAGUCCCACAUCCAGGCCGAUGCUGCCCCCGGUCAGCCACAUGCUAGCGCAGCAACAGCAGCAGCGCUGGGUGGGCAUGACCAAGCACGGCUACAGCAGCCACAUGUUUGGCCUCGUUCCACACCAGAUGGGGGGAUCCCACCCAGGCAUGACCCAACACCACGGCCAGGGUCAGAUGAUGACUCCCAUGAAUGUCACCAUGUCCAGGGAGCAGCUUCCACCCAUCGUCACAUUUCAGAUGAUGGCCCCUGGUGCGGGCCAGGCCAUGCUGAAGCAGCCUCAGGCAGGGCAAGUACAGGUCACGCAGUCCCAGGGGCAGAACCAGAGUCAGGGUCACUCCCAGCAGGGACCGGGCCACCUCCACUGCACCCAGGGUAUGAUGUACCAGAUGCCUGAUCAGAUGACCAUGGCGCACGGGCUCUCCCACACCCUGCAGCACCCCCAUACUGUCAGCCACGGAGGCCACGGAGGGAUUGAGGGCCAGUCCCGGCCGCAGCCCGUGUAUCCAGCCAUGCAGAGCCCUGUGGAUAAAUACCCAACGCCGCCUUCCCAGCACAGUUACACCACCGCAGGUUCAGAUGGCACCACGCCGGGCCACUCAGCUCACCCACCUAGUGAGCACCCAUAUCUCACCCCUUCACCAGAAUCCCCAGACCCUUGGUCUUCAUCCUCUCCGCACUCCAACUCAGACUGGUCUGAUGUCACCACUAGCCCCACCCCUCUUGGAAACUCCCAUCAUGCACUGCCAUCGUCGCACCACACACACAUUCCUGAGCAGGUGCAGCUACAGCCUCAGUCGCAACAGAUCCAGCAGUCUUCUCAACAGUCCCAGCUCCCGAACAUGCAGGUGUUUGCAUAGGUCUGUCUGAAGAAAGCAUAAACAGACUGACUAAAUAAUAGCAUAUAGUAACAUAUUCAGAGCUUUUCUCAUUUCUCUCUUUAAUUUUUUUUUAGUUUGUUUUUGUUAUAAUAAUCAGUUACUUUGUACUUUCUUCUCCUCUUUGCACUUAAGAAGGACUGUAUAGUGUUUAAAAUGUUACUGACUUCAUCAGCUAGAAAUCAAAAGUACUCAAUACCAAGAAGCCUGGAUUUAGUUCCUUUGACACCAGCUGAGCAGCCUACGCUCUCUGUUGACUGAGUCAAGACUCUUUUUGUUCUUUUGGCACCAAACCCACAAACUGCCUAUUGAGGGAUCAUCAAGGAACUUCCAACCAGAUGGAGGUCAGCUAGUACAGCAUCUAAAGACUGUUGAGAUGGACACUGAGACAGAAGUGCAGACCUCCUGCAUUGAUGAGUUUAUUUCUUUCUGCUAUGCGCUAUCCGUUCAGUGUAAUGAGCCUGCCAAUACUAACUCCUUGUUGAAACAAUUCACUCUACUUUUUAAUACGAUGGGUCACAUUCAACUACGUAACUACGUAUUUGAGUUUUUUAUCUGUGCAUUGUUGUUCUUUUUUAUUAUGCUGUACCUUUUUUUUUUUUUUUUUUUAUAAAAGGCAUUUGCAUGAUUAGAAAAAAAAAACAAGAAAAUUACCGGUACACAUCAUCAAUGUCUGUUUCUUGAGUAAACAUUAAUGCAUUUUAGUGCAUUGACUACAGUUGUUACAUAUUAGUGUUUCCCACAAAACUUAUUGCAAAUAAAAUGCAGUUUAUAUUUUUUAUGCAAUUUUAUUUGCAUACUGUUCAGUGUCAUACCCAUGUUUGGAAGGCAGACAGACAGACAGUACCAUUAGGUGAGGUGUUGAGGGAUUCAUUCAGAAACUUUAUGCAAAAACAUACAUUUGUUUUGUCACUCGUUACUGUGGAAAAAUGUUGAGGAAAUGUUCAUACAAUUAGAACAAAUUUUGCUUGUUAUAACUGAGCUUAAUCUGUCAGUGACUUGUUGGCUUUUAAAGAAUAUCUGUUUGUUUUUUUAUAUAUAUGAAUACUGUUCGCACUUCCUGAAUGAUUCUGAAUGUUACAGAGGUGCAUGCUUUUACUUUUAAACUGCCUCUUCUAAAUAUUUUUUCUUCCCAAAUGAUGUAACCAGUUUUGCUUAGCUACAAUCAGUGUCUCUGUGCACAUGUUGUAAUGAUCAUAAACCAAGUCUGAAGGUGUGAGGAAUAAGUCCACUGUUCUGCUUUUAAGUCGAGCGUAGCUAUGUGACUGUUCUGUAAACACAGACAAUCAUUCACUGUUUCACUUUUGAGACUUAAAGAAGGAGCAGAAAAUAUCUCUAAGACCAAAAUGAUGUUUUAAUCAGCCAAAAAUAUUCAUAGUGUCCAAAGGUCAGCUGCAAAUUAUUAAGGUAGACACAGAGCACACCCAUCUUGUGGAAUGACUGUCGUGCCUGUGUGAACAAACCGGAUUUACAUGUUUAAACAAGAUUAUCGGUACCAGACACGUCAGGGCUUUAUUCACUAUACUCCCUGCAGUUUCAUAUGAUGUUCAUUAAGGUGUCAGUUCACGUACAUAUGCAAAGUUAUGUGUCUAUUUUGUAUAUAAAAUGUUUUUUGUUUUUUUUUUAUGUUUACCAUAUUGUAGCCAAAUAGCCCAUAAUAUACAUGCAAUAUGAAGUAGUUGUCAUCAUGUUUGUGUAAGGUAGAACUAAAACUCAUAAAAAAUAAAUUCUUUUGGAAAAGAACAAAUCAUCAACCCAAUUGUGUUUACUGAAAUAAAGCCCAGAACUUUA
Mugil cephalus (flathead mullet) is the source of this 9628-nucleotide messenger RNA. RefSeq names its product notch receptor 2 (gene notch2). Gene Ontology annotation, biological process: multicellular organism development; regulation of developmental process; regulation of DNA-templated transcription. Gene Ontology annotation, molecular function: calcium ion binding; protein binding; signaling receptor activity. NCBI's taxonomy places the organism in Eukaryota, Metazoa, Chordata, Actinopteri, Mugiliformes, Mugilidae. The record is from RefSeq and is a predicted model, not a curated record. Bases 317 to 7819 code for a protein of 2500 amino acids. Gene Ontology annotation, cellular component: membrane; signaling receptor complex. The transcript is spliced from 35 exons.